CCCCAGGCGGAUAGGUGAGAGACGAAGGAAAGUGACAAGAGUAACAGAGCAAAAAGCCCGUACGCCGCCGAUUCCUUUCCCAUCACUGCGGCUGCGCGCGCGUCGCUCCGGAAGCGGAAGUGCACAAGAGGUCAGGAUGGCUUUUCAAGAUGGCGGCCCUCAAGGCGCUUGUAUCUGGCUGCGAGCUGUUUCUCCGAGGGCUCCUGGCGGGCCCAGCCGCGACCAGCUGUAUUAGGCCUCCAGUUCGCGGGUUCAGGGAAGUGGUGGAGAUCCAAGAAGGGAAGACAACUAUAAUUGAAGGCCGUAUCACUGGGACUCCCAAGGAGAGUCCAAAUCCUCCUAACCCUUCUGGCCAGUGCCCCAUCUGCCGCUGGAACCUGAAGCACAAGUAUAACUAUGAGGAUGUUCUGCUGCUCAGUCAGUUCAUCCGGCCUCAUGGAGGCAUGCUGCCCCGAAAGAUCACUGGCUUGUGCCUGGAAGAGCACCGCAAGAUUGUGGAGUGUGUGAAGAUGGCCCACCGUGCAGGUCUCUUCCCAAAUCACAGGCCUCAGCUUCCUGAAGGAUUUGUUCCGAAGAGCAAACCUCAGCUCAACCGGUACCUGACCCGCUGGGCUCCUCGUUCCGUCAAGCCCAUCUACAACAAAGGCCACCGCUGGAACAAGGUGCGCAUGGCUGUGGGAUCACCCCUUCUGAGGGACAAUGUCUCCUACUCACGGACACCCUUGAAGCUGUAUCACUGACUUGAGAGCAGGGCUUCCAGAGAGCCUGGCUGGAGUGCCUCCUGCACCUCCGCUGUGGAGGGGGAGGCCUGCUCACGACCCCUCAGCCAUUCCUGCUCCAGCCCACCCGGUUGGCCUGACCCUGCCAACACGAAGACAAGGGACUGUGGAACUAACUUCAGGACCCCUGGCCUGCCCAGUAGCAGUGCUGGGAGCUAGGGGAGGCAGGGAAGUUGGGUCCCUUGGCAGCUGCUGUAUGACUUGGGCUGUGCUCAGUGCUGAGAGACAGUUUUCUGCAAAGGAAUGUCAUAAAUGAGGCCCAUGGGUUA
Messenger RNA from Carlito syrichta (Philippine tarsier), 1048 nucleotides. It is a transcript of the gene MRPS18A, whose product is annotated as mitochondrial ribosomal protein S18A. The record is from RefSeq and is a predicted model, not a curated record. NCBI's taxonomy places the organism in Eukaryota, Metazoa, Chordata, Mammalia, Primates, Tarsiidae. The coding region runs from base 150 to 740 and encodes 196 amino acids. Gene Ontology annotation, biological process: mitochondrial translation. Gene Ontology annotation, cellular component: ribosome; mitochondrial small ribosomal subunit. Gene Ontology annotation, molecular function: small ribosomal subunit rRNA binding; structural constituent of ribosome. The transcript is spliced from 6 exons.